Macadamia integrifolia is the source of this 1985-nucleotide messenger RNA. Its product is annotated as E3 ubiquitin-protein ligase RHF1A-like. The transcript is spliced from 8 exons. The record is from RefSeq and is a predicted model, not a curated record. Lineage: Eukaryota; Viridiplantae; Streptophyta; Magnoliopsida; Proteales; Proteaceae. Gene Ontology annotation, molecular function: ubiquitin-protein transferase activity. The coding region runs from base 394 to 1569 and encodes 391 amino acids.
UUUUGUCAACCGUGUGAAUCGGAUUUAGACACAGUGUCGUCUUGCGAUUUCCCUUCUACUUCGGACAUCGUUUCAUGCUUCUGACCUUCUCUUUCUCUCUCUAGACCCUCUGUCUCUUUCUCUCUCUAACUCUGUCAGACCAUCACCGAGUAAAACUAGUUAAAUUACUUCGAAGAUCAAUCCAUUAAAGGGAUAAUUCCAAUUCCUUCCUUUGACCACUGGAACAUCAUUUCUCUUACUCUUUCUACUUUGUAGGGUUUUCCUUUUAUCCUUUUCUUCAUCGGGUUCCUUCUACCUAUAUAGGUUUCUCUCUCUGUCUCUGAUCUUCUUCUCGUUUCUGUUGGCUCUACCUUCGAUCAAAUUUCCUUUGAUUCAGUUGUGUUCUGUUAAUUAAUGGAGGGUUUCACUUCGGCUGUCGAGAAUCCUGUCGAAUUGCCGCCAAUGCCUCCAGGACCAGGAGCCGAUCAAGAUGGAUACGAAGAAGACGCAUGUAGCAUUUGCCUGGAGCCUUUCUCUUCUGCUGAUCCUGCUACUGUUACCAAUUGCAGGCACGGGUAUCAUCUUCAGUGUAUUCUUGACUGGUCACAAAGAAGCAAAGAGUGCCCAAUUUGCUGGCAAUUGCUUGUCUUGAAGGAUCCUGCCAGUCAGGAGCUUCUUGCGGCAGUGGAAAUCGAGAGGAAUUUAAGAUCAAGGCAAAGAUCAUCUGAUACUCGCCUUCUUGUUGAAGACUCUCAAUUCAGCCAUGAUGCACCCUACUCAGAUGAGUCAGAUUUUGAAGAGCAUAUCAUGCGACAUCUAGCUGCUGCUGGCCUUGGCAGGCCACAUUAUGGUAGGAGGGAGAGGCGCAGAACUUCUGGCAUGGGUCCAUCCCAAAUCUUUGUUUUUACCUCUCCUGCAAAUGUAUCUGAUGUUCAGGAGACACACACAACUACACCAACAGAAACAAAUCAUAUGUCAUCCCCUGAUGCUUCUCCAGAAACUAUUUUACCUUCUGCCAUUGAUGAUCGGCCGCCAUCAUCUCCGCGUUCUUCACGUGAAAAUAUGCGUUCUGAAGCUUUGGACCAUAGAUAUGGUCAUUUGAGAUCUGGUGUUCUUCAUAGCCAGACGCCACCCAGCAUUCCCCAAAGUUCUCAUUCAUCUGAGCUACUCUCCUUCUCAGAAUCGAUUAAAUCCAGAUGGUCUGCUGCCUCUGCCAAAUAUAAAGAAUCAAUCUCGAGAAGUACGAGAGGUUUCAGGGAGAAGCUAUUGGCCCGAAAUAGCACAGUUAAGGAGCUGAGCAGGGACGUUCAGCGUGAGGUGAGUGCUGGUGUUGCUCGCAUGAUGGAGCGUCUAGAGCCUAUAGCAAAGCGCACCGGAGGUUCUGCACCUCCUUCCGGAUCUAAUGAAGGGACCUCAGGUUAUUCAUACAAUGGAAAGAGUGUGCAGGAGAGCCUAAUUAUUCAGUCUCAAGAUAGAAAUGAUGUGGAGACUGUUCAUGGUACAAAUUCCAAUGCACCUUUUCAUGUCUCAGAAAGCAUUUCUUCUGUCCCUGGCCAUUCAGAAGUUCAUCAAGCACAGGACAUACUGUGAUGCUUUAGAGCCUGGAUGGGUGUGAGCUUCGUGAUAUUUACAUAGUGGCAUACAAAAUGUAAAUCAACCCCCCAUAUUCAGAGAGUUGAUCGGUCCAGUGUCCUGGAUAUGUGGGGUUGAUUUACAUUUACUCUAAUGGAGAGGAGAAAAAAAUCGCGCUCUGCAUAUAUAGAUAUAAUAUUGGUUGAGUUAUUUUCUGGUUUAACAGUUACUGUUGUCUUUAUUAAGCAAUGUGAGGAGAUAUAUAUAGGCCUUUAGAAAACGUGCACCGGAGGAAUCCUGCUCCCCCUUGCUUCUGUUGUUGGAUUUUCUCUUCUAAAAAAGAACUGGUAAAGUGCCUUGCUUUCCUUGUGCUUAGUAUUAUUACUUGAGACUUAUUGUAUUCCACAUUCCACUAGCCUAAACUUGUUGACAUA